Molecule: messenger RNA, 1068 nt
Organism: Kalmanozyma brasiliensis GHG001
Lineage: Eukaryota; Fungi; Basidiomycota; Ustilaginomycetes; Ustilaginales
Product: NAD(P)-binding domain protein
Exons: 2
Coding region: 1-1068 (355 amino acids)
Cellular component (GO): intracellular anatomical structure
Molecular function (GO): oxidoreductase activity, acting on NAD(P)H, oxygen as acceptor
Source: RefSeq, a predicted model, not a curated record
AUGGCUGCUUUCAACUCUGCUCUUCGCUCCGGCGCUAUCCGCGGCCUUUCGGCUCGCGUCGCCCAACCCUCGAUGCUCUCGCGAGCCGCUCGUGUUCCCGCUGCUUCGGCUGCCAAGAACUUCUCCGUGUGGGCCCCUUCCCGCAUGAUCCCCACCAGCGCCAACGCUGCUGACACCGUCCAGGCCAACCCUGGUCCCCCUCCCCCUGUCGAGAACAUUGGUGUCGACGCCGUUCUGCGCGAGAACCCCAACUCGCAGGAGAACCACACCACCACCAUCUUCCAGGAGUUCUCGCUCGAGGGCAAGACUGCCGUCAUCACUGGUGGUAACGGUGGUCUCGGUCUCGAGAUGGCGCUUGCCUAUGUCGAGGCCGGUGCUCACGUUUACGCCAUUGACCUGCCCAAGGAGCCCUCGGAGGAGUUCAAGAUUGUCGCCGACCACUGCCGCAUCAUGGGCAAGCACCUCAAGUACGUUUCCGCCACCGUCACUGACGUUGAGGACAUCAACGCCUGCAUGGACUUUGUCAUGAAGGACUCGGGAACCGACUCGCUCGACGUCUGCGUUGCUGCUGCCGGUAUCCUCCAGACCUACGAUGCGCUCUCGUACCCUGCCGACGAGUUCCGCAAGGUGUUCGAGGUCAACACCACUGGUGUCUUCCUCACUGCCCAGGCCGCCGCCCGCAAGAUGCACGAGCAAAAGCACGUUUCGGGCUCGAUCAUCCUCAUCGCCUCGAUGUCCGGUUCCAUCGUCAACCGUGACCACCACUGGGUUGCUUACAACGCCUCCAAGUCGGCCGUGCUCCAGAUGGGCCGUAACCUUGCCGCCGAGUGGGGUCCCAAGGACAUUCGCGUCAACUGCAUUUCGCCCGGUCACAUCCGAACCCGCAUGACUGCUGCCUACCUCGACACCAACCCUCACCUGCUCGCCAAGUGGUCCGGCUCCAACCCCCUCGGCCGUCUCGGUCGCGCCCACGAGAUCCGUGGUGUCGCCGUCUGGCUCGCCUCCAGCGCUUCGAGCUUCUGCAACGGUUCCGACAUCAUCGUUUCGGGUGGUCACAACAUUUGGUAA